UUAAGUGAGUAGAACCAUCGCAAAUAUACUGAUGUCCUAAUUACAGUGUGCUGCUGUACACAUGCAUUUUUUUUUUUUUCAUGCACCAUUUUGUACCCAUUUUUCAAAUAUUCCAGAUGUUUGGGAGGAACGAGGAGAAAGUCAAGUCAAGUCAAUAAUGUACAAUCAGAAUGAUUUUGUAAAUUAAUAUUUCAAGGUAAACGCUUACAGUUGGUUUAGUUUUACCUUUGUGGUAGUUUGAUUACACGUAACGAGCUCAAAAGCAAUCCAGGACAUUAUCUUUUAACCUAAGGUGAGAUUCGUAUGUGCAUUUUUUUUUUUUUAUCAGAAUGAUAGCACACUGGCUGUUUAAAAUCAAAUGAAAUAAGUAUAAACUAAAUCCAUCUUUGGACUAAUGUAGCAAGAUUUCCAACACUACUGUACACACAAUAUUCAGUAGGAAUUUUAUUGAAAACGAUUUACAAAUAAAUUAGCAAAUAAAGAUAAUUUACGAUAAUUUAAUUUAAUUUAUAACGGUGGGGGUGGCUUCCAAAACACAUUGGCCUUUGACAAAAAAUAUAUUUUAUGUUUUGCACAUUAAAGAAAGUAGGCUAAUUUGUAAAGAAUAUAAACUGAUCAGAUUUUUAAGUAGUCCUAUGGUUUAACCCAUAUAUUUUUGAGUAAUAUAUUUUGGUAAUAUAUACCAAACUAUAGUGACUAAAUAUCUAUCUUUUGAAAGCAUCAUCCAAACUUCACAAAACUUGGUACGAUUAAGCAACAGGAUAUUUUGAUGAAAGAGCCAUUUUUUUUAAAAACAUUUCUUUCAAAUGUGAAUAACCGACAAGGGCCUGAAUUCAUUCAUGAAAUAAGUUUUUAAGACGUUUGAUUAAAACUUGCAAUUAAAUUGCCAUUGAAACACGCGGUUGAGAUUGAGCAGAAGGAUUUUUAGCUAAAGUUCUGUAAGCCGCCAUACAGAAAGUGAAUCUUUUAUUUUCAGUUUAUUGCAGUUCACAUAACAGCAUCAUGUUGCCUGGAGCAAACAAGCACAGUACUAACAACAGCCAACAGACCAGACAACACAAUCCCAUCCUCUGUUCCAUUCAGCUGCUGAAGAGCCCACACAGCUCUUCCCCUGCUUCCUCCUCAAGCUCGGUUGAAUCGGAGCAGUCUGUACCAUCAUUUGGUCUUCCACAGCCACAGAAACAUUUCAGAUGACUUAAACGCAUCAGGAAGGAAGAUUUGUAUGCUAUCAUCUUGGCUGCUGCUGCAUAUAUCUUAGUUUCAUGUGUAGGGACAUUCAGAAAAACUUGGAAUCCGGGAAAGAUGGCCGCAUGGUUCUGGGACCUGGAUUAUGCUACAACUCCUCCACAGACACCAGCUCUACACAUCAGCCAUUCUAGCCCUGUGAGUUUCUACGAUCGUUCUCGGUGUAGCUCUCCCAUGCAAGACAGUUUAGACUGGCCUUCAAGUGAGCAAGUGGAGCUGACGAGAUUAAACCCCUCCAGAACUAAAGAAGGAGAAUGGCAUAUGGUAACAGCCACUCGCUCAUUGCUUGGCAGGGAAAGAAGAGGCCAAAGGGAGGGUUUACAGGACCAGCAGAGAGUGCCUUACAACAGCCUGCCAAGAGCGCAUUUCCUCCAGCCAAAUAGAGAAUCAAGUGCUUUUUCACCCUAUGCUAAUGACUUCUGCUUGAAUGGUAGAGAUGCCAAGAACAUUGCUGAGUCCCCCAGGAGCGGUCGUAAGCUGCACCCGCUGACACAGCCGGGCUUCUACAGUCCAAAAAUCCCACGAUCAAAACACUGUGAAGCUGCACAGUCCACAAAAACGUCUUUAAAAGGAUCUUCUUCUACGAACAACUUGAAGGAGUUCUUUGCUCUCUCUUUGCCUCUUCCGUGCUCCAAAACAGCUGUCCUUGAAGCCAGCCCUUUGUGUUCCAAACCACAAAAAGUUAAAACUUUUGUGGUGGAAAAGCCGCCUUUGAUGAGAGCUGUGGUUUCGCAAACUUCGCCGACCUCAAAUCCACCUGACAAAGAGCUCUUCAGCCACCUCCAGCCGAGAGAGGAACAUCUCAUCAAGCGCCAGGACUGCAGUUUGUUCAGUCUGCAGGAACCCAAUAGGAGAUCUCUCAGAAACGACCAGCCUGUCUGGAGUCAGAGUCAGAAUUUGUUCACUGAGGAAAUUUCUACCAAGGAUCGUCUCUCUAUUAACACAUUACAUCUGUUCCCUGAACGCCAGUUUAUAGCAAACCAGCCUGCGACCCUUUGUCCAGAACUGGAAAAGGGAAGUCAUGAGAGAUUUACCUGGAGUGUUGACACUGACAUUAACUUAUCUCAAGGUGACCCUGACCGGUCAGGUCAACUUAAAGCCAGCCAAGCUAAACAUGACUGCAACCCAAAACAAAAGAAGACACCGUACACACAACAUAGAGAAACCAGUGACGUCAGAAACAAUGAACACAACCGUGUAAAAAGUCAGGUGGAUGUGAGCUCAAGGAAUGUGUUUGGUCAGCCUCGGGUGAUUGCAUCACUGCGAGCAGCAUGUUCCCCGCGGCCCGUUCGCAAGAGCUCAGUGGUGGAGGAACUGAAAAAACUCAUUGUGAUGGAUGACACAGAGGACAGCGCUCGGGGCGAUUCAUCAUCUCCUCAACAAAAAGAGGCAAGGCUUUGCAGCGGUUCGCAAAUGUCAAGUUCAUGCGCAAGUUCGCCGUUAUUCGGUCAAGCUCACCAAUCAUACCCAGAGUCUCCCCAGCUCACACCCAUCCAUCUCCACCAGCAAACACAUCAAACAGAAUGCGUAGCAUUGCCUGAGCAAGCUGAAUCUGACCUUUGGGACGGAGAUCAACAUGCUGAUCCUGAACUCUUGCCCCUGCCAGACGCAGCUUGUGAUCUAGACUGGAAUAGUUUAGUUCAAGCAGCCCAAGAAUAUGAGACACAAAGGAUGGCAACCCUUUUGUCAGAAAUGAGUCCCGUAUCAAGCAGACCAGACACACCAUCCAAUGGAACCUACAAGAUCCACCAAUCCAGUGCCUACUGCAGUGGAGAAGAUAUGGACAGUGAUAUAUUUAUUGACUUUCCUGACCAACUCUCUCACCUGGAAGGGAUGCUUAGGCGACUGAGCAGUGAUCUGCUGAAGGAGAAGAGAGACAAGGUGGCUCUUCUGGCAGAGGUGUUGAAGCUUCGCAUUAGCAACCAGCAUCUAAGAGAAGAGUCCCUUUGUGCAGUUGCCCAGCUACACAAAAUCAGCAAAAUUUUAAACACGACACCUGGAGAGAUGGAGUAAUGCAGGGUUGCGAGCAAAGUCUACAAGUCUGGAUAUCUGCUUUUUUUCUUUUUUUGCGCUGAUUUGGGAGGUAAAAGUCUGCAGAACGGAUGUAAACGUGUAAAGACGUGAUACAUGAAGCUAUUGCUGACUGAACGUUUUGUCAAAUUUAUCCAAACUAUGUAAUGAACAAACGCGUUUAGGGGCGGAGGUUACGUAGUAACGCAUGAAGCAGCCUGCAAAUGACAAUGUUUGAGUUCUUUCGAACCUUUAACUGGUGCAGCUUGAAAACCCAAACAAACUGAACUCAUUUAAGGUUUAUUAACAGCACAGCACAAACCAGAACAACUUUCAUGAGGUUGGUAAUUCUCUUGGGAAACAUGUUAGGGGUCCUCCAAGGCUUGUACUGAAUAAUUUAAGACUAUAUAAAAAAAACUGAUAGAAAGCUUAAUAUUAACAUUAUAAUAAAUAUAUAAAUAUAUGAAGAUAGAUAACAGUUGCCAUUUGUUAUAAAUAAGUCAUAAAAAUCCAAAAGUUUAAUCUAACAAUGUAAAGUCACAGUGAAAAAUGCUGUAAACUCUAAAAUGUAAAUAUGCUCUAUGAUGUUAAAAAACAGUAGAACAAUAAAAAAUAUACUUAAAACACAAUAAAUUAGUUAUUUUAAAAUCCCUGAGAUGCAAUUGUGUUAAAUCACAACAGUGAUUAACCUUAAUAAAACUGUAUUGAACUAUACAGUGCAGUGGUUUAAACACUAAUAGUCUAUGUGGUUUGCUUCUCUUUCAAGCGUGUUCUCAGUGCAGUAUGUAUUCGAGAUGUGAAGACCUUCAUUUGACAGCUGCGUACUUGUCUCUAUAGGCCAGUAACAUGUGCAGUGGACUGGGCACAAAGCGUUCUGCCUUCAUUUCUGCCUCGUGUUUUUGAGCGCGUACAUUGCGGUUCUGCUGGCAACUGAAGCUCCAGGCUUUCAAGCUAAAAGCAGAGAGAGGUUUAUGUAAAGUUUCAUUGCAACAGACAAGUCUGAAUGAAGGUUGGAGAAUACCUACCAGUACAAACGUCUCUCCUUCUUGGGCAAGAUGUGCCACAGACUGGCUAACUCUUUGGUGACCGUAGUGGACGGGAUGCCAGGAUAGGAUCUGUUCCGAAAUAACAUCAGAAGUCUGCCAUUAUAUAUUUGAAUAUAUUUAAAUGGGUCUAAUAGCUGUUUCAUCAUCGAAAGAAAAUAUGAAAUAAUACUCAUACACACCUGAUAUAUAAUUUUCUGUUAAUUCGGCAAAACAUAAUGAAGCCGUUCACACAUUUCUUCUUGGGGUUUGGCUUUGUCGCAACAUGUCCUCUUCUUGAAGUACGCCUGUGUGAACAGACUUUUCUUGCUCUCUUCAGAGGAGCCAGUUGGUUUGGGGUCUCAUCUUCGUAGCUGUUGUUCUCUUCCUCGCUCUUGAAGGACAGAUUGCUGCCGCUUCCAGCACUCAUGACAAUCUGCCAAUUUGGAGAAGAGAUCAUUAAAAUUGCUCGAAUCUAAUAUACAAUAGGGGUCCAAAAGUCAAUUAGCCAAAAUGCUUAUACUUUGUUUGUUUUGUAAAACAGUUUAACCCUCAAAGACCCAAGCAUUUUCACGAUGUAUUAUAUAUUCAAAAUGUCUUAAUGAAACCAUUUUUAGACAGAAUUUAAAUGUUGGUUGGUAUUUAGGGUUGCAAAUUUGGGUCUCUGAGGGUUAAUCUCGGAUUUUCAUUGGGAUCUGUAUAUGCAGGUAAAAAAAGAAUCCAAAAAUAUGGCCUACUGAUUCAUUUGAAAAGCCGCCCGGCAAACUGGGGCUUUUUAAGACGGUAGAUUCUGGGGUGACCCACACGUCCUCGAAUAAUGCUGUUAGGGUAAAAAAUAUUGUUCAGUCAGCAGUUGUUUGUAAUUUCACACGGUGCACAUUUGGCUCCAAGCUGAUUUUGCCUAACCUCCUAAGUUUUAAAUAAUACAUUAUUCAUAAAACAACUAAUGCAUCUAUUUAAUACAUACAUGAUCAGAAAACAGGUACAAAAGUUGUCAAUGAGGUGGUACCAUUUUAAAAGGCACUGAUAUGUACCAAUUUGGUGCAAAUAUGUACACUUGAUGUACUAAUAUGUAACUCACCAAAGAGUAAAUUAGGUACAAAGGUGUACUUUUUAAAGUGACAGCUUUUGUACCUUUUUAAUGAGAUUGUAGUAUACUUGCUAGUCUAUAAUUAGCAUCGAAUUAAGCAAAUAAUAUACAGUAUGCAUAGUUAUUUUUACUUUGUAGCGCCUCUCGUCCUUCUGGAUGGAGAGAACGGCUCAGGCCUUGAGAUGGUGAUAAGAUCAGAGAUGGGUUGAGGGUCAGGCUCUCUGCUUCCCGAAGAGUUGGACGCAAAGGCACUACUGGCGUUUUUGGCAGCGUUGGGCUGAAAGGAAAAUGCUUUUUCCAUGCAGCCGGAAAAGCUCCAAGCAUGGGGUCUUUCAGAAGAAUUCCUGAUCUGAAGACAUAGUAAAACAGCUACCUCUCAAGCUGUCAUUUCUCUGUUCAUAAUCAUAAAACAAAUAUUCAAUAUACAAACCUGGAUGGAGGCGUAUCCUGUAUAUUUCGCCCUGGGCUUCCAUCUUCACUUCCUGUCUGGUCUUCACAGAAACUACAACUAGAUUCAGCCUCAGUGCUCCCUGAUAACAAAAAUAACCCUGAGUAUCCUUUAAGUUUCGGAAUAUGGAUUUAAUUGAUAUCUAACCCCCAAAAAAGGCAAGAUUUUUUUUCACCUGUAUUGAAAGAGGAAGUUGUGGAGUUGGAGUCUAUAGAGCUUUGUGAUGGCUCGCUGUCAUCAACAGGCCACGAGUCCUUCUCCUCUGCAGUUUGAACUUCUGACAAACUGCUCUGUCUGUCACACACAAGCUUGUGUUCUUGCUCCUCCACGGCAUUUACGAUAAACCUCUCAGAGUUUUUGCUCUGUGGGUCCCCCUUUUUGUCACUUAAUCGUACUGUUUGUGAAUGUAUGUACGCAGUAGUGUAAGUGAAAAUAAAUACCGUUUU
Puntigrus tetrazona (Sumatra barb) is the source of this 6261-nucleotide messenger RNA. RefSeq lists its product as uncharacterized. NCBI's taxonomy places the organism in Eukaryota, Metazoa, Chordata, Actinopteri, Cypriniformes, Cyprinidae. The transcript is spliced from 11 exons. The coding region runs from base 1303 to 3258 and encodes 651 amino acids. The record is from RefSeq and is a predicted model, not a curated record.